AUGACCCAACCAGCAUGGACUGCACAAGCUAUUCAAAUGUUAUUUUCAUCAAUUCAAACACCUCAUCUAAUUUCAUUUCGUAUUGUUUUCUAUCAAGCAUCAUUAAUACCUUUUGAUUUCAUUCAAUUAAUUGAUAUUUUUAAUGAACGAUUACCUAAUUUAAAACGAUUCGAAUGUGAUAUUCUUUUAUCAAAAGGAGUAGAUACAAUCGAUUUGAAAACUAUUCGAGAACUACAUUCAUUUUUAUUUACUCAUUUGAAAUUUGAAACUCAAUUUAAUGGAAUGUUAAGAAUUUAUACAACUGAUUUCGAAGAUUAA
Molecule: messenger RNA, 318 nt
Organism: Rotaria sp. Silwood1
Lineage: Eukaryota; Metazoa; Rotifera; Eurotatoria; Philodinida; Philodinidae
Source: the annotation of a GenBank genome assembly